AUGUAUGUAAAUGAAGCGAUUCGCUUGAGCUUUGCUGAUUGGCUAGACGGCCAUCAGCCAAUCAGAAAGCAAAGCACAACCUACCGUCAGGCUAUAAAUAGGUCCAGUAAGUCUGUUCUGUUUUUGUAUACGUUAUCACCGGCUUUUUGCAAAGUUAUGUUGGGUUGCGGGAAGCAAGAUGGCAAGGCGCGUGCUAAGAUGAAAAGUCACUCUUCUAGAGCAGGUUUGCACUUUCCCGUGGGCAGGAUCUACCGCCUGCCCCGCAAGGGCAACUGUGCCGAGUGCGUUGGGGCAGGUGCGCCAGUAUAUUUGGCAGCGGUGUUGGAGUACUUAAUGGCUGAGAUCUUAGAAUUAGCAGAUAAUGCAUCACGUGACAAGAAGACCCGAAUAAUUUCUUGCCAUUUGCAGCUGCCCAUCCGUAAUGAGCUCAACAAGCUGCUGGGGGGUGUGACUAUUCAGGGUGGCGUCCUGCCCAAAAUCCAGCCUGUGCUGCUACCCAAAAAGACCGAGAGCCACCAUCACAAAGUACAGAGCAAGUAGUCAUAGUGCAGAAUGCUAGUGAGCAGUCCUAAUAUCUGGUGAAAGGACAGCAACCAAAGGCUCUUUUCAGAGCCAUUCAAAUAAUAUCAGUGAGGGCUGUGACCUAGACUGGGCCUGUAAAUUGCAGUUUUCCAGCAAUAGGCUGCUGAAAAUCUCCAAUAACCACAACCUUUGUACUAUGAAAGUAUUUGAAUGUUGGUUCUAAUACCCGAGGUUCCUUGAAGCUGUUUGCUUGUGGGCCCUCAAGAUUCUUAUCAGGUAAGAGGAGCAAAGCUUCAUUCUAAUACCUUUUUAUGGCUCAUUUUGGUGAGUAUUUGACAAUCUCUGACUUAACACAUGCCGAGAAAAUGUCUUAAAAUGUAAUGUCCAUCAAAAACCUUAAUGGCAUUAUGUGGGGGAGAGAGGGAUACUAGUAUCUCUAGAAGUAGGAAUGUAUCACAUGAUGUGUCAUCGAAAUUAUUACGGAGUUUUGGUCAGACUUUUCAAGAGAUUUAGCCUCUGCAAAACAGUGGCUUCACUUGAUCUGUAUUAUAAACACCAAGAAAAAUUGGAAAACAAAUGAACGAUUGUCAGACUUACAGAAGAUUCAGCAGUUUGCCCUAUUCCAAGGAGAAAGUCACUUUAUUUUUUUGUAAGUCAGUUUAGACACUUAGCUACACGUAAGACAGACAGGUACAAAGAAAAGUAUAGAGUUAGGGUAAGAAAAGAUGAAAGUAAACUUCCAUAUGUUGAUGAAGGACAAUCAAGUUAUGAAAAAGCCUAUCAGGUCUUGAAUUAAUGUACGUAGAUAAGACAUGCGAUUGAGGAGGGCAUAAAAGGAAGGGAAAUUUUUGAAAACUGAAAAGGAAAAAGGAAAUUCAUAGAUACAUUGAACAAAACUAGAUUAUGUUUAAACAUGGUAUUAAAAACUUUAAAAUGUGAAAUCUUAAAAUCCAAGAAUGCUGAUGUGAUUGGCUUAAAUGAGGGCUAUGUGAAAAUUUUCCAAAACAGAAUUCCAAAUAAAAUAGAUGGUCCUCCAUCAAGCAGCUGGAAAUUAACUCCCCAUACUUAAAGUGGAGCAUGCAAAAGCCAGGAAGAAUGCAGUGACUUUACAGAAACCUGGAACACUACCUCAAAUGAUGAGUGUUAACAUAAGUGAUAAACCACGUUGUUUGUGUGUGCUCUUAAUAAGAUGUGUUGAGAAGGGCAGUUCACUCAUCUAGUCUUCCAACAACCCAUAAUCUCAGCCUAAACAUGAGAAAAGCAUCAGACAAAUUUCAAAUUGAGGAACAUUCUUUAGAAUAUGAGUCCUCAAAAUUACCAGGGUCAUUAAAUACAAGGAAAUUCUGAGAAACUGUCAGCCCAGAGCAGUUAAGGAGACAUAAGUAAAUGCCAUAUAAAACAACCUGGGGAUUAAUCAGCACAUAAUUUAUAGUCAGAAUCCAUCCCUAUUCAAGGUUCCUUCACAUCCACAGAUGCAACGACAGAUUGCAUAGCACUGUAAUGGUUACUAUUGAAAAGUAUCUGCAUACAAAUUCAAACUCGAAUUGCACAAGAGUCAACUCUAUUUUGUACUGGAUCCUGGGACAGAAAAACGCUGGGCUGGAAGAAGCACAAGCUGAAAUCAAGAUUGCCAGGAGAAAUAUCAAU
Molecule: messenger RNA, 2169 nt
Organism: Bubalus bubalis (water buffalo)
Lineage: Eukaryota; Metazoa; Chordata; Mammalia; Artiodactyla; Bovidae
Product: histone H2A type 1-A
Exons: 1
Coding region: 1-540 (179 amino acids)
Cellular component (GO): nucleosome
Molecular function (GO): DNA binding; protein heterodimerization activity; structural constituent of chromatin
Source: RefSeq, a predicted model, not a curated record